Messenger RNA from Amblyraja radiata (thorny skate), 2322 nucleotides. RefSeq names its product tyrosine-protein kinase Fes/Fps. Gene Ontology annotation, biological process: peptidyl-tyrosine phosphorylation. Bases 204 to 2213 code for a protein of 669 amino acids. The record is from RefSeq and is a predicted model, not a curated record. Lineage: Eukaryota; Metazoa; Chordata; Chondrichthyes; Rajiformes; Rajidae. Gene Ontology annotation, molecular function: ATP binding; non-membrane spanning protein tyrosine kinase activity. The transcript is spliced from 14 exons.
UGACUGCCCGACUGCCCGGCGGGACCGGGAGGGAGACAGACAGUGACCUGGUGUCCGGGACAGACACAGAGACACAGACAGAGUCGGUGAUUCACUCCGGGAUUUACCGGCGCCCGAUUGCAAGUUUCCAAAAAAACAUUCUCCGGGAAUCCACAGCAGGGAAGGGCCGAGUGGCCGCUCAGUGACUCCAGACGGUGCGGGGGAUGGGCUUCAGCGAGGACCUGUGGUGCCCGCAGAGCCAUGCGGUGCUGCUGCGGCUGCAGGACUCGGAGCUGCGGCUGCUGGACGUGAUGAAGAAGUGGAUGAGCAGCCGUGUGCGCAGUGACCGGGAGUACGGCGGGCUGCUGCACCAGAUGUUCACCCAGGCCGAGCGGCAGGAGGGCCUGGCCACGGGGGGAGAGUACCUCAGCCAGCUGGGCAAGUCCUGGGCCACGGUGGCGGGGCAGACGGAGGCGUUGAGCCGGUUGAUGCGCCGGCACGCGGACGACCUGAGCUCGGGGCCCAUCAACAAGCUGACCUUGCUCAUCCGCGACAAGCAGCUGCUGAAGAAGACCUACAGCGAGCAGUGGCAACAAGUCCAUCAGGAGCUGCUGAAGAACACGCAGAAUGAAAUCGAGAAGUUGAAGUCCCAAUAUCGACAGCAGGCCAAGGAAGUGGGCACAGCAAAGAAACGAUAUCAUGAGGCCAGCAAAGACAAGGAGCGGGACAAAAUGAAGGACAAGUACGUGAAGGCCACCAUGAAGAUGCACCUCCUGCACAACCAGUACGUGCUGGCGGUACGUGCCGCUGAGGUUCACCACCAGCAGUACUACACGUUGGAGCUGCCGGGCCUGCUCGACGCCCUGCAGGAGCUGCACCAGGAGAUGGUUCACAUCCUCAAGGACAUCCUGCAGGAGUACCAGGAGCUGACCAGCCUGGUGCAGGAGGAGGUGGUGACCGUUCACCGGGAGAUCAGCAACGCCAUCGAGGCCAUCGACCCCCUCACUGAGUAUAGCAGCUUUGUCCAGCAGAACAGGUCGAUGACGGAGGUGCCCCCGGUUGUGACCUUUGACCCCAGUCUCCUGGAGGAGCUCGACGAGCUGCAGGCGGGAGAGCUGCAGGUGAACGACCUGACCAUCGAGUCUGUGCAGCACAGCCUCACGUCCAUCGAGGAGGAGCUGCAGGCCAUGACGGACACUCUGGACAGUCGGCAGGCCACCAGCCGCCAGAUCUCCACCGAGAUCGCCACAGAGGAGCAGUCCGCCGGCUUCCGGUUGCGGGUCAGGGUCACGGCCGAGCGGGGUCAGAGGGUGUCAGUCGAAGCCAAGGUCGGAUUAGGGCAGGGUCACUCCUGGGUAGCGGUCAUUGUGGGGUCUGGGUUGACCCGGGGCGUGGGGAGGCAGUGGCCGGAGCCGCUGACCGCUCACUCCGACGCGGCAUUCGCCGCCCAGACCCUCUCGGCUGCCGGGGUGACCGCGGGACUGACCGGAACCGUUCACUGCAAGCGGCCGCAGAGUGACCGGCCAUGGGUGUCCAGUCAAUGGCCAAUGCUGGUGCCUGAGGUUGUGGGUGUGGCGGGUGUGUGUUGCAGGAUCCUGAAGCAGUACGAGCACCCCAACAUUGUGCGACUGAUCGGUGUCUGCACCCAGAAACAACCCAUCUACAUCGUCAUGGAGCUGGUGCAGGGAGGGGACUUUGUGUCGUUUCUACGCCACGAGGACAACCGACUGGUCACCAAGGACCUGAUAAAGAUGGCGGAGCAUGCGGCGGCUGGCAUGGGUUACCUGGAGAGCAAGCAUUGUAUCCACAGGGACCUGGCGGCGAGGAACUGCCUGGUGUCGGAGAAGAACGUCCUGAAGAUCAGCGACUUUGGGAUGUCGCGGGAGGAGGAGGACGGGGUCUACUCGUCCACGGGUGGGAUGAAGCAGAUCCCCAUCAAGUGGACCGCACCCGAGGCCCUCAAUUACGGGCGCUUCACCACGGAGAGCGACGUGUGGAGCUACGGCGUGCUGCUGUGGGAGACGUUCACCCUGGGCUCCACCCCAUAUCCCAACAUGACCAACCAGCAAACACGGGAGGAGGUCGAGCAAGGAUACCGCAUGAACUGUCCGGACUCGUGCCCGGAUGAGAUCUACAGCAUCAUGUGCCGCUGCUGGCAUUACGACCCAAAGAAGCGGCCCAGCUUCAGCGCCAUCCACCACGAGCUGGUCGGCAUCAGGAAGAAGUGGAAGUAAAGCCCGCAGACAGGCUGUGGGCAAAUAGCUGCCCCCUCGUCCUGUGUGUGUGUGUGUCAGGUUGGGUGUGUGUAUGUACGUGUGUGUAUGAGUGUGUGUCAGGUUGUGU